Messenger RNA from Mirounga angustirostris (Northern elephant seal), 1656 nucleotides. RefSeq names its product small ribosomal subunit protein eS6-like. The record is from RefSeq and is a predicted model, not a curated record. NCBI's taxonomy places the organism in Eukaryota, Metazoa, Chordata, Mammalia, Carnivora, Phocidae. Gene Ontology annotation, molecular function: structural constituent of ribosome. Gene Ontology annotation, biological process: translation. Gene Ontology annotation, cellular component: ribosome.
UCAGAGGGAGAAGCAGACUCCCUGCCGAGCAGGGAGCCCGAUGCAGGACUCGAUCCCGGGACUCCAGGAUCAUGACCUGAGCUGAAGGCAGUCGCUCAACCAACUGAGCCACCCAGGCGCCCUAUUAAAGGCAAUUUUGAAGAAGGGAAACAAAUAUAGUAUGACCCAGCAAUUCCAGUCCCAUAUAUAUAUAUAUGGGACUGGAACAGUUAUUUGUACACCGGCAUUCAUAGUAGCAUGAUUCACAAUAGCUAAGAGGCGGAAACAACCUAGUGUCCGUCAACAGAGCAGUGGAUAGACAAAAUAUGGUAUAUCUACACAAUAGAAUAUUAUUCAGCCAUAAAAAGAAUGAAAUUCUGGCUCUUUUUUGUGGAGCCUCGGAGGCGGUAGGCUGCUUCAGGAUGAAGCUGAACAUCUCUUUCCCAGCUACUGGCUGCCAGAAACUCAUUGAAGUGGACGAUGAACGCAAACUUGGCAACUUUUAUGAGAAGCAUAUGGCCACCGAAGUUGCUGCUGAUGCUCUGGGUGAAGAAUGGGAGGGUUAUGUGGUCCGAAUCUGUGGUGGCAAUGACAAACAAGGCUUCCCCAUGAAGCAGGGUGUCUUGACCCAUGGCCGUGUCCACCUGCUGCUGGGUAAGGGGCAUUCCUGCUAUAGACCAAGGAGGACUAGAGAGAGAAAGCGCAAAUUGGUUCAGGGUUGCAUUGUGGAUGCCAAUCUCAGUGUUCUCAACUUGGUCAUUGUAAAAAAAGGGGAGAAGGAUAUUCCUGGACUCGCUGAUAGUGUGCCUCGUCGCCUGGGGCCCAAAAGAGCCAGCAGAAUCCGCAAACUUUUCAGUCUCUCUAAAGAAGCUGAUGUCCGCCAGUAUGUUGUGAGAAAGCCCCUAAACAAAGAAGGUGAGAAACCUAGAACCAAAGCGCCUAAGAUUCAGCGUCUUGUCACUCCACGUGUCCUUCAGCACAAACAUUGGCGUAUUGCUUUGAAGAAGCAGCGCACUAGGAAAAAUAAGGAAGAGGCUGCAGAAUAUGCUAAACUUUUGGCCAAGAGAAUGAAGGAGGCCAAAGAAGAACACCAGGAACAGAUUGCUAAGAGACGGAGGCUGUCCUGUCUGAGAGCUUCUACCUCUAAGUCUGAGUCCAGUAAAAAAUGAGAUUUUCUGAGUGACAAAUAAAUAAGAUCAGACAUAAAAAAAAAAAAAAGAAUGAAAUUCUGGUACCUGCUACAAUGUGGACGGACCUCCAAAACAUUAGGCUACAUGAAAGAAGCCAGACACAGAGGACAAAUAUUGUAUGUUUCCAUUUGCAAGAGGUUCUUGGAAUAGGCAAGUUCACAGAGACUAAAGUAAAAUAGGAGUUACCAGGAGGGAGGAUUUGCUGUUUCAUGGGAACAGAGUGUAUGUUGGUGGUGAUGGAAUGUUUUGGGUAUAGAUGGUGGUGCUGGUUACACACAUUGUGAAUGUGUUUAAUGCCACCGAGUUGUACAUUUACAAAUGGUUAAAAUGAUAAAUAUCAUAUGUAUUUUACCACCAUCAAAAGGAAGGGAAUCAAGAAUAACGCCUCUCUUCUAACGCAGCUGCAUUCUCUUCACAUCUGUGUCCACAGUCAUAGGUUUUGUUUAUAUCAUUGUAAUUAUUAUACAAAUCAUUGUAUUUGAACUUU